This is a messenger RNA of Durusdinium trenchii, 2988 nucleotides long. The record is from the annotation of a GenBank genome assembly. NCBI's taxonomy places the organism in Eukaryota, Dinophyceae, Suessiales, Symbiodiniaceae.
AUGUUUGGAUUUUGUUGUGGCUUGGGCGGUUUUUAUGAUGGUCCAAGCCAACUAGCGCUUCCCUCCUGCUCCUGCUUUUGCGUUGAAGCCUGCUGUAGUACGUCCUUGCCAUCUCGCAGUUGGUAUGGGCCAGUGCUGUGGCAAAAGUGGUCAGAACUGACUCACGAGAACAGUGCAGACAUCUUCAAGCAGUUUGACUACAACAGCAAUGGCGAGCUUGAAGCAAGCGAGUUGAGAAAUUUCUUGAAAGCAGCAUUCCCAAGAACGGAACUCUCAAAGGAGGAGCUCAGCGAGUUGGUGACUCAGUUUGAUAGUGACCAGAAUGGCACCAUCGGCCUCAAUGAACUUCGGGCAUUUCUUCGAUGUUACAAUCCGGAAUCGAAGACCAUACAAAGGAAGACAGCCCUUCUCGUCAUUGAUGUGCAGAACGAUUUCAUCUCAGGAUCCUUGGCUGUGCAGAACUCUGAAACGAUUGUGAAGGUGAUCAACCAGAUCCGAGAUAAAUUCGACUGUGUGGUGAUCUCUUAUGACUGGCAUCCUCAGGACCAUUGCUCCUUUGUGGAAAGUGCGAACGAUGGCAAGGUAAAGAUCAAAGAGACAGAGGGUGUUGGCACAUUCCAGGCAUUUUCUCAGGUCACAUUACUUGGUGAUCAAGAUCGUGCAGAGCAUUCACAGAUGCUUUAUCCACGCCAUUGCGUUCAAAAGACAUGGGGGAGCGAAUGCCACAAGGAUUUAGUGGUGAAAAAAGAGGACAUGUCCGUCUACAAAGGGCAGAAGGCAAAUAUCGACUCUUACUCGGCAUUCUUCGACAAUUGCAAAGCCAAUGACACUGGCCUCACCAAGCAGUUGGAAGAUGCUGGCGUGACGGACGUUUACUGCUGCGGCUUGGUCUUUGAUAUUUGUGUGAAAUCUAGUGCUUUGCAUGGAGCGGAGAAUGGAUUUCGUGUGUCCGUGAUUGAAGACGCGUGCAAGCCCUUGAACGAGACUGAGGUCGAAGGCACCCGGAAGCUUCUCGCCAACGCGGGGGUACAGGUCAUGAGUUCUGCGGAAGCCACGCGAGAGGUGAGCGUGCAGAUGUCCGGAUCCAUGCCCCUGAAGGAGUUUCUGCAGUCAGGGGAGCGAGUUCCGGGCCUGCCCGGCCGAAAGACCACCUCCCAACUGGCCGAAGUCGACAUGUUUGGUCUCGGGAAUCCCCAUGAGCCGCUGGUGGAGAUCACGGACCUGUCGUUACAGCACGGUGAAGGUGAAUACCAACAUGCUCCUGCCCAGACGCUGGGAAGGUUCACGCAGAAAGGGUGGUCGCCGCAGCUGCUCAACGCCACGGAUCUCUAUGCAUCGUCUGGCAAGUACACAGGCCGCCUGGGCAUGUACAUGUCUGUCGCACGGUCGCACGGUCGCAAGUACAGGGGUUGGACGUCCACCUCGCCUGCCAGCUGCGAGUAUUGCACGAAGGAGGACGAUUGCACCAGUGGCAUGGAGAGGCAUUUGGCGGACUGCGUUCGCACCGGAGACCUGAAGCGCAUGGAGGAGGAGCUGGAGGACGAGGAGAAGGACCUCGAGCCCUGGGAAGACAGCGAAGUCUUUGAGGCUUGGGGGCAUAAAGGUGCCCAGCUCCACGACAGCGAUGCUGAGGACGGUGUUUCGGCGAGCGAUCACCCCGAGCCCAACCUUUUCGCGACGCACGUGUUCAGCGAUGACCGAGAAGUGAUCCAUUGCGUCCCACGGACCACGGGAGACUUGGAUUCCUUCGGUCGACAAGAGCCCAAGAUGUGCGUCACGGUGAAGGUGACCGUGCCUGCUCUGACGAUGCGCGACGAGAGCACUCGGCUCAUUGAGGCCAAGCUGAAUACCACGCUGCAGGUCAUUGCGAAUGCCACGCAGAAGGCCGAUGCCAAUGCGAGCGCUAGUGGAAAAUCUCGACGCCAGGCUGUUGCAGAGGUGCAAGCAGAAGCCAAUGCCAGCUACAAUGCCACGGCCUACGCGGAAGCCACUUACACAGCCUAUGCAGAAGCCACGGACCGAGCCACUGCGACCUACAAGGCGGUGGCCACCGCAGAAGCCAAGGAGAAGACCAAGGUCGGUGCCACGGACGUCACUGCUGCGGCCCGGCGCAAUGGCACUGGGGCGGCCACGAAGAUUGCGAACGCCACCAGGAGCGUGAAGGCCAAAGGAGAAGCAGGAGUGCUGGUGAAGCUGAACCAAAGUGGGCAUGGCAAGGCAAGUGCAGAGGCCGAAGAGAAGGCUACCGUGCACUUAGAGGAUGUGGAGCGAGUCACCAAGAAUGCGACGGUGACGGUGGAAGGACAUGGCGGUCUCAAGAAGGUCUUCCAGGCGACGGCCACAGCGAAAGCCAUUGUCGAGGCGAAAGCAUGCAUCUCUGCGCGGCAGGCACGCAAGAUGCUCAGCGAGCAAACGAUGAAGGACUCGGGUAAGAGCUUCGCCCGGGCGGUCUACAAGAAGGCAGAGCGCGAGGCCUACGCCGAGGCCAAGGACCGCGCCACGCGCACCGCGGUGAAGCUGGCGACGGAGGCAGCGCAAAAGCGCAUCGACCAAGACAUCGAGCAUCAGGUGAAGGACUACACCGAGGCGCUUGCGCACCGUGAAGAGCUGGAGAAGAUGGCGCUCGAGGAUGCUGUCAACAGCACUCGCGACCUGAAGGAGUCUCUCCAGGCGAAAGCAGUGAAAGAGGCGAUGCAAAAGGCUGUCGAAAAGGUCAAGACGGAGGCGCCUCUGGAGGCCCAGCGGAGGGCCGAUGCCAAGGCCAAGAAGGCUGCUGAAGAUCAGGCCACGAAGCUGGCGACCGAGGAAGCCCGCGAGGAGGCGCAAGAAGGCCUCGAGAAGAAGGCGGUGAUAAAGGCUCGCGAGGAAGCUCAGGACCUGAACUGGCGGGACGACUGGGCACCAGACGACUGGGGUGAGGUGAUGGGGUGGGGCUCGAAAAUAGGGAGACGUUCCGCCCAGUUCGACAUCCUGGAGGAAGGGAAAUAA